This is a messenger RNA of Tripterygium wilfordii, 2255 nucleotides long. Its product is annotated as COBRA-like protein 4. Lineage: Eukaryota; Viridiplantae; Streptophyta; Magnoliopsida; Celastrales; Celastraceae. The transcript has 6 exons. Bases 777 to 2084 code for a protein of 435 amino acids. Gene Ontology annotation, cellular component: plasma membrane. Gene Ontology annotation, biological process: cellulose microfibril organization; plant-type cell wall cellulose biosynthetic process. The record is from RefSeq and is a predicted model, not a curated record.
AUAGUCGUCUAGGAAGUUUCAAGUAAAAUUGGAACGCAAUCCUUGGGCCUAUACAAAUUUUCUGUGGGCUGUUAAUAGGGAAAACAUUUGACUUGACUGACUUGAGCCAAAACCAUGGGCCUAAAGCCUCUUGUUUUCUUUGACUAGAAGAUAGUCAAUUUUGACUUUGGAAUGUUCCAAGAAGUAUUUCUGUAUACCUUAUCCAUAAUCCAACACACGCCUUUACACUAAUCUAACUAUCUAAGUCAUGAUGAGCUGGGCCUUUGUGGAGACAAAGAACAAGCUCAAUAGCAAGGAUUGGGCCAGGCUAGUGCAGCCCAUGUUGUCAUGUAGUCCUGCACAUCCAAGCAACAAACCCAAAAUGAUUGUGGGCUUCUUCUUCUUAUAGUGUAGGCCCAGCACUGUGAAUCUAGAAAUUUUGUUUAUGAAGCAUUCAAGUCGAAAGCAAACAAACUGUUUCAGUGUUACUUGGCCUUGACUCUUCCUUGACAGCGCCACCUAUUGCUUGUCUCUUCAAAAGAUGGAAUUUUUACACUAUCUAGACUGGUGGGAUGUUGUACUCAGACAACUUUCAAGUCUCCAGAUACUUCCCAACAAACCAUUGCUUCAAGUUAUGGGAAGUUGGAAAACAGAAACACAUGGAAAUAACUAAAAACUACUUAACAACCAGUAGGUAAGCCAUCCUCCACAACAUAUAUGCAGUAGCUUUGGCUUUUUCUUCUUAGCUGCAGAACAACUGCAUUAAGGCUCAAGACAUUGCGACUCGGAAGAAUUCAAUGGCAGAGAGGAGAGUUUAUAUCAUCCUUUUCUUGUUUCUGGGACUGAUUUCAUAUGCAGCUGCAUAUGAUCCAUUGGAUCCAAAUGGAAACAUUACAAUCAAAUGGGAUGUAAUGUCUUGGACAGCAGAUGGUUAUGUAGCUACUGUAACAAUGAACAAUUUCCAAAUGUACCGGCACAUCAUGAGCCCGGGUUGGACCUUAGGCUGGACAUGGGCUAAGAAAGAAGUCAUAUGGUCUAUUGUGGGUGCACAAGCUACUGAACAAGGUGACUGCUCCAAGUUCAAAGGAAACAUACCUCAUUGUUGCAAGAAAACACCAACAGUGGUAGACUUGCUCCCUGGCGUCCCAUACAAUCAGCAAUUCACAAACUGCUGCAAAGGUGGAGUUGUAGCAUCAUGGGGUCAAGAUCCUUCUGCAGCUGUCUCACAGUUUCAGAUUAGUGUUGGGUCAGCAGGAACAUCAAACAAGACUGUCAAACUUCCCAAGAAUGUCACUCUGCUCGGUCCGGGACUCGGGUACACUUGUGGCCCUGCAAAGGUUGUGCCUCCCACUACUUUCCUUACUACCGAUCGCCGCCGGAAAACUCAAGCCCUAAUGACAUGGAAUGUUACCUGCACUUAUUCACAGUUCAUGGCUAGAAAACACCCGAGCUGCUGCGUCUCUUUCUCUUCUUUCUACAAUGAGACAAUCACUCCAUGUCCCUCCUGUGCUUGUGGUUGUGAGAACAAGAACAAAUGUGUCCAGAGUGACUCUAAAAUCCUUAACAUGGUGGGGAAAAACACUCCGCGAAAGGAUGGCACGCCAUUACUGCACUGCACACACCAUAUGUGCCCCGUUCGAGUGCACUGGCAUGUGAAGGUUAACUACAAGGAGUAUUGGCGUGCAAAGAUUUCAAUCAAUAACUUCAAUUACCGGAUGAACUACUCACAAUGGACUCUUGCUAUCCAGCAUCCGAACCUAAACAAUGUAACACAAGUUUUCAGCUAUGAUUAUAAGCCUCUGGUUCCCUACAGUUCCAUUAAUGAUACAGGAAUGUUCUAUGGCAUGAAAUUCUAUAAUGACCUGCUAAUGGAAGCUGGACCAUUAGGAAGUGUACAAUCAGAGGUGCUUCUACAGAAGGACCAGAAUACCUUCACAUUCAAGCAAGGAUGGGCUUUUCCAAGGAAAGUUUAUUUUAAUGGUGAUGAAUGCAUGCUACCACCACCAGAAACAUACCCAUAUCUACCAAGCUCUGCACAUGGACACCCACUACUUAGCUUCUCUACAUUGAUAUGUGCCCUGCUAUUCCUAUUGCUCACAAUCUGAUAAAAUGCAAGAGCCUUGGAAGUUUUGUAGACAGAUUUGUCGGAGAUAACUGGAAAACACAAGGACAGAUCAAUAUUCUUUGAAAGAAACAAAAUAGCCUUGCACACUGUUGUAUUGGUACAUAUUGGAUAAACCCAAAGUGAGCUUAGAGUCACUUGUAUGGUCAUGUAA